This is a messenger RNA of Carcharodon carcharias (great white shark), 1316 nucleotides long. RefSeq names its product lysine-specific demethylase 4B-like. The transcript is spliced from 10 exons. Gene Ontology annotation, biological process: chromatin remodeling. The record is from RefSeq and is a predicted model, not a curated record. Gene Ontology annotation, molecular function: histone H3K9 demethylase activity. Gene Ontology annotation, cellular component: nucleus. Lineage: Eukaryota; Metazoa; Chordata; Chondrichthyes; Lamniformes; Lamnidae. Bases 198 to 1316 code for a protein of 372 amino acids.
CGGCAGGUUAGGUUGACUUUGAGUUAUCGUUUCAUGUCUUUUGCGGUUUAGUGAAUCUUUCCCCCCACUAGCCUCCCGGCGAGUGAGCUGUUUGCUGCAGGAGUGAGUGGUCAGCCGGCCCCUUGUGGGAGCAAACCAAUUUAUCCACCUUCUCUACACAUAUGAGAUAACUCCAACAGUACGAAAUUACUUUAACUAUGGCAUCGGAACACCCAGGUCCUCCUAAUCCAAACUGCAAGAUCAUGACCUUCCGUCCAACCAUGGAAGAGUUUAAAGAUUUCGGGAAGUAUAUUGUGUACAUCGAAUCCCAGGGAGCCCACAGAGCUGGUCUGGCAAAGGUCAUUCCCCCGAAGGAGUGGAAACCAAGGAAGUCAUAUGAAGAUAUUGAUGAUAUGACCAUCCCAGCUCCAAUUCAACAAGUAGUGACUGGUCAAUCUGGGCUUUUCACGCAAUACAACAUUCAGAAGAAAUCCAUGACUGUUGGGGAGUACAGGAAGCUGGCCAACAGUGAGAAGUAUUGUACUCCAAGGCAUAUCGAUUUUGAUGACCUUGAGCGCAAAUACUGGAAGAACCUAACGUUUGUGUCUCCAAUCUAUGGAGCUGAUAUCAGUGGCUCUCUAUAUGAUAAUAAUAUUGAAGAGUGGAAUAUCGGAAAUCUCAACACAUUACUGGAUAUGGUGGAACAGGAGUGUGGAAUCGUGAUUGAAGGCGUGAAUACUCCAUACUUAUACUUUGGGAUGUGGAAAACCACAUUUGCCUGGCACACUGAAGAUAUGGACCUCUACAGCAUUAACUACUUGCACUUUGGGGAGCCCAAAUCCUGGUAUGCAAUUCCCCCAGAACAUGGGAAAAGGCUGGAACGACUGGCAAAAGGCUUCUUUCCAGGCAGCUCUCAAGGAUGUGAUGCAUUUCUUCGGCACAAAAUGACUCUCAUAUCACCUUCCAUACUGAAGAAGUACAGCAUUCCCUUUGACAGGAUUACGCAGGAGGCUGGAGAGUUCAUGAUCACCUUUCCCUAUGGCUAUCAUGCUGGAUUCAACCAUGGAUUCAACUGUGCAGAAUCAACUAACUUUGCCACACUUCGUUGGAUUGAUUAUGGAAAAAUGGCUACUCAGUGUACUUGUAGGAAGGACAUGGUGAAGAUAUCAAUGGAUGUGUUUGUGCAGUUCCUUCAGCCUGAUCGCUAUGAGCUAUGGAAAAACGGCAAAGAUAUUGUCACUAUUGAUCACAACAAACCAACCGCCCUAUCAAGUCCUCAGAUGGAUGACUGGCUGGAGCGGAAAGCUUCAUUAAAAGCAAAAAGUAUCCGAAGGUAA